AUGCCAGCUUGUGACGUCUUAGUCAUCGUACCGAGUGGAAAGAGUGAGGAUCGCAAGUACACGCUCUAUGUUCGUGUGGGCAGCGAGCACGAGACACCUCUUGCUGUACUGGUCGACAAAGAGGAAUUCUAUAUGGACCUCAUGCGCUCGCAGACGCAGAGGGAGAUCAUCAAGACGGAGAGCGCAGAGUACCAAGAGCUGAAGGUACUCGAGCCUGUUCGUGGUGGUGGUUUUGGUGCAGUGGUUGUCGUGCAAUCCCGACACAAGGUCACGGGACAUUUCAGCGACGCCGAGCUUGCCCUGAAGUUGUUCCGAAACCAGAACAUCAAUACCCAUGACCCGAUGCGGCGUGAAGUUGAACGGGCCAUGAGUUUGGACCACCAGUACAUCAUCAAAACCCUAGGCUCCGUCAACAUGUAUCAUGAGAACGUCCUGGCUGGCUCAUUUCUCUUUGACAAGAUCGACUUUGCAAUGCUCAUGGAGCGUGCUGAUACGGAUCUUGAGCGCUACGUGCUCCCCCAAAGCUCUGCAGACGGGAAAGACUUGACAGAUGAGUGGCUGCGCGAAGCCAAGAGGUACAUGUGGCAGAUGGCACAAGCCGUGAAAUAUUUGCACGGGAAGGACAUGGUGCACAGGGACCUCAAGCCGGCCAACGUACUCUUGAAAAAAGAAGGCGAGGCGUCCGAGGCAUACUGUGUUAAGCUUGCAGAUUUCGGAUUUAUGAAGCCAGUGGGCGAGGUUGAACCAGGCAUUAUGCGAUGUGGGACACCCGAUUUCGCAGCUCCAGAAGCUCUGUACAUCAGAGAUGGCAGCUUCGUGAACUGGGAACAAGCGGACAUGUUCUCCCUGGGCCAAACCUUCAGAGCCCUUCUGGGCCGCAGGUACUCUAUAGACAAGUCGGCGGACCAAUCUAGAGACAAAUCGGAUAGUUCCAAGUGGCAGUGGAAGCUGGAUCCGCAUGGCAAUCCGAAGCAGUGGCCAAAGCUGGAUCUUGUCUUACGGGUUCUCCUUAAUCGAAAUGAGCCGGGCAAAAGGAAGAAUGCGACAUGGCUCUGCGAGCCCACACGCCCAGAGAAGUUUGAUCUGUGGAGCGAGGCACCUAGCAUGUCCUGA
Messenger RNA from Symbiodinium natans, 1113 nucleotides. NCBI's taxonomy places the organism in Eukaryota, Dinophyceae, Suessiales, Symbiodiniaceae. The record is from the annotation of a GenBank genome assembly.